AUGGCGAUACCUUCAGUUGGUUCCCGAAGUUGUGAGGAACUUUUCCACGACAAAAGGUUCUUUCUCCUCCAAAAGAUUCCAGAUCGUAGUCAUGUCAAGGAACUGAUAACGAAGAGAGGAGGUGUGGUCGUUAAAGUUGAGGAGCAAGCAGACUUAGUAAUUGCAGACCAUGACGGAAAGUUUGCACCUCCUGGAUCUAUUUCUUGGACCUAUAUUAGGGAUUCGGACGAAAAAGGAUACUUGCAGAAUGUCAAUGACCAUCUGGCGGGACCUACAUCUUUAAGUGCACCUAGAUCCCUCACAAUGAAGUUUAAGCAGAGUACAAGGACAGUUUUUUCCAAGGAGGAUGACAAAUUUCUUUACAAACAUUGUAUUAGCGCAGAAAAAGAGGGCAUCAAAACUAACGGGAAUAAAUUCUACCAAAAAUUAGAGCAGAUGAAUAAUCGGCAUACGUUUCAGUCAUGGCGGGAUCGUUGGAUUAAAAAAGGCCCUUUCCUCAAACAGAAAUAUAGCAAUGAAAUUGCAUGCGAAAAUAUUGCCCAAGACCACCACUCAACUGGAAACCGAUCGAAUGUCACAGAUAUUCAACAUCAACUAGAACUUGAACCAAACUAUCGAACCCCUAACAAAUCUCCAACACCAAAUCAAGAUGUGAUAAAAAACCCAAGCUUAAAGCAUUCUGAAUUGAAAAUAAACAUACCUCAAGACCAAAUCAUUGUCUCACCAGGGGGUGAAUUCACCCAGUAUGAAACUGAUUUACUGUUAGAUGCGUAUACAGAUAUCAUGGAAGUAGAUGAAGCUCAAAGUAUAGCUGCAUGGAUGGCAUGGGCAUAUGAGUAUCCAAACCACACAGCGCAGGAAUGGCGAAAUUACUUUGUGGAAUACGUAAAGCCAAUGCACGAUAGAAAUUCCUCCGGAACCAUGGAAAUCAGCACGAAUUUGGAAGCCACAGCAAGCCCUCAUGCGUUAGCAGACCAAUCACUUGUCACAAAUGUAUACGCACCGAUCAAAAAUCUGGAAGAUGGCAAUCUCCAGCGCACUCCAGGAUCUAACAUGUCACAAGAUUAUAAUAUUUUAAACGAGAAAGGUUUUAGAAAGGCAGUUCAGAGAAUUGCUACGAAGGUUCACUUAAUAUUCAAUGAAAAUUUAGAAAUCUGUGGUCGAAAAAUACCGCUAUCUGAAAUCUGGAAAACUGCACAGCUACCUGAAUUUGGGGGACUCGAUAAAAUUACUGAGAACAAUCUGUGGUGUUCGAUAGCUCGGAAACUCGGGUUUAAUUCCCGGGAUACUGCAGCAGCAAAUGAGUUAAGCUACUGUUACCAUGAAAUCCUAGCCAGGUUGGGAAAGAAUGGUUUUACAAUUGAUUCCGAGAAGAAAAAUGAGAAAGUUAUCUAUACAGAUCAGGUAACACAUAUGGAAGAUAAUUGCAAUUCUGAAGGACGAAGCAUUCAAGUCCCUCUUCAUAGUUUGCAAAAAUCUGAUGGAAACUCGCUAAAAAGAAGGAUUAACCAGCAUUCCAAGCUCCAAAAAUAUGCCGAAACGAAGCGUCGACGAGUAAAUGACAACAAAGAUGCAUCGUUGGAGGUCCCAGCCACCCCGGAAGAAAAAAUAACUGCCAGUUUAUCAGCCCUUCUGUUUGAUGGAAAAUUGUCGCCAGUUAACCAGCUAUCUCUGGGGUCGUUUGAGAAGAAUGAGAACGAAAUAUUAAGUCCAUUUGAUAAAUCUAUACAUUAUAAUCGACGGUUAGACUUUCGAGCCCCAAAUUCACGGUUUGUUUCACCUUCAGAAUUUCAUGAUAUGGAUCAAGAAGCUCCAUAUUCUUUAAUUCCACCAGUAUCAAGUCAAGAGUAUGGUACCACGUCUAAACUCGUAUCAGGCAAGCACUAUGAAAAAUUAGUAACCCAGAAGAAUGAAGUUGCCAAUGAAGCUCAUAAAGAUUGUUUGAGCCCCUGCUUAGAGACCAGUUGCAAGAAUUAUAAUUAUUGUGAAAGCCAAAGCCUAGGCACGGAAGAUGAUUUUGGUCAGCAUUUGAUUGGAAAACAAAAAUCUUGCACUCCACUGUUGAAACUUUGCCAAAAAACGGAAUCUUCAGUUUGUUCUCAAGGUCAUACACACGACAAGCUUACAACCUCUACUCUUAAAAAUGUAACCAAUGAUGUACCCGAGGAGAGAAAUAGGGACCUACUUCAAGAAUUCAUCACUGAUCAAGUCAUUGGUCUAGGCUUUCCACAAGAUGUGAUUAUUGAAGCCCUGGAAGCCACAUCAAUGAAGAUUGGCCUCGAGUCGCACAUACAGCAAGUCAUGGAUAGCAUAUUAAACGGUGAUGGUAUCCCGGAUAACUUAUCAGGGGUAUGGACACUAGAUGAUGAUAAGGCUCUAAAAGAGCAAGCUAGAGGAAAAGAAUACGAACGUAUAGUCAAAAAGCAUGGAAAAGAAGAGAUCAAACUGCGGCAUCAGUUUUGGAUUGAUAUGGAGGAUGCAGAUGAUACUGGAUGA
This is a messenger RNA of Blumeria graminis f. sp. triticale, 2496 nucleotides long. NCBI's taxonomy places the organism in Eukaryota, Fungi, Ascomycota, Leotiomycetes, Helotiales, Erysiphaceae. The record is from the annotation of a GenBank genome assembly.